CUGAACAUAGAUAAAAGAAAAAAGUGACGAUUACACCGAACUGAGAUCUAUCAGAAUCAGAACACGGCCCGAAAGUGCGGAUUUUGCAUCUCAGCAGCCGCAUCUUGACAGUUACAGGGCUCCGUUGUUUUUGACAUUUGAUGACUAUACAUUUGUACAUGAAUCCCUAGUCACUUGGCGUGCGUGUGUUUGUGUGUGCGAGUGUGUUUGUGUGUGAGACAGAUAACAGAUUGCUAGUUAGCGUUAGCUAGCUAUUGAGUCAAAACGAUAGCUAGACCAGUGGCAAAGCUAGCUAGCGUUUGGCAGUCAUUGCAAUGAUGGCCUCCGAUAGCGGUAGCAACAUGGAUAGAGAGAUGAUUCUGGCUGACUUUCAGGCUUGCACUGGUAUUGACAACAUUGCAGAAGCAAUUACUCUGUUAGAGCUGAACAACUGGGAUUUGGUGGCAGCCAUCAACGGAGUUAUACCACAAGAAAAUGGGAUCCUACAAAGUAACUACUCUAGCGAGGGCUCCCAGACCAGCCCCUACGGGCCCCACAGUCAGGCGGCCACUGUGGCGGCGGCGGCAGCGGAGGCUGCGUCAGCGACGGCCGGAGCAGGAGCUGCUCCGGCGGCCCCCGCCUCGUCCUCUUCCUCCUCGUCCUCCCCUCCCACGGCGGGCUCGGCCUUCUGCCCGGUGCUGCCAUCACGGCACAUUGUGGAGCGGCAGCCACGCAUGCUCCACUUCCGGGUGGACUACCGGCAACGCACAGUUGAGGUGGUGCUCGAGGACGCCAGUUCAGUGGGUGAAAUCAAACAGAUCCUUGAGACAGAGCUCCAGGUUCCCAUGGCCAAAAUGCAGCUGAAGGGCUGGAAGAGUGGAGAUGUGUCCGACAGCACUGUGCUGCGGAGUUUACAUUUGCCCAAGAACAACAGCCUGUACGUCCUGACCCCCGACAUCACCCCCUCUGCCAGCACUAGCCAGAACAGCAUGCUUCAAGAGUCAUUAAAUCAGAGCUUCCUACUGGUGAUCAGCCACCGUGAGGCCCAGAGGGACUACAGCCUGAACUUCCCCGCCAGCAAAACCAUCCAGGAGGUGAAAAGGAACAUCUCAGACCUGACAAAUAUCCCCGUUCGACACCAACAGUGGGACGGGUGGCCAGCCUCGGCAACCAACGACUCGAUGACGCUCGCUGCCUCAGGGAUCAGUUACCCCUGCCACCACCUGAGUGUGUGCCGACGCUCGUCCCCCGCCGUUCCCACUGAGCAGGCUGAAGAAGUGCCCGGCCCGAGUCCAGUCCCCUUAUCCACGCAGUGCUCAGAUAUCCACAUGGUCAGUGACAGCGAGGGAGAUGACUUUGAGGAUGCGCCAGAGUUUGGUGUCGACGAGUCAGAUAUCUUUGGCAUGGGCAGCAGCACAGGAUGCCGGAAGUCGCCUAUGAUGCCAGACAACAGUGAGAAUGAGGGGGAUGCCUUACUGCACUUUACUGCCGAGUUUUCCACAAGAUACGGAGAUUGCCAUCCGGUCUUCUUCAUCGGCUCUUUGGAAGCAUCUUCUCAAGAGGCCUUCUACGGCAAAGCCAGAGAUAGGAAGCUGCUGGCCAUCUACCUGCACCACGACGAGAGCGUCCUCAGUAACGUCUUCUGCUCCCAGAUGAUGUGCGCCGAGUCCAUAGUCUCCUACCUGAGCCAAAACUUCAUCACGUGGGCCUGGGAUGUCACUAAAGAGUCCAACAAAGCUAGACUACUCACCGUGUGCACACGGCACUUUGGCAGUGUGGUAGCGCAGACCAUUCGGACGUACAAAACUGACCAGUUCCCCCUGUUACUUAUCGUCAUGGGCAAGCGGACGUCCAAUGAAGUAUUACACGUCAUUCAAGGCAAUACAACAGUGGACGAGCUGAUGAUGAGACUAAUGGGAGCGAUGGAAAUCUUCACUGCCCAGCAGCAAGAGGACAUCAAAGACGAGGACGAACGGGAGGCCAGAGAGACGGUGAAGAGGGAACAGGAUGAGGCCUACCGCCUCUCUCUCGAGGCCGACCGCAAGAAGAGGGAAGCACAGGAGAGGGAGGAGGCCGAACAGGUGCGCCUGCAGCAGAUCCGCAAGGAGCAGGAAGAGGAGCGAGAGGCCAUCCGCCUGUCAUUGGAGCAGGCCUUACCGCCCGAGCCCACCGAAGAGAGUGGCGAGCCGGUCAGCAAGUUGCGCAUCCGCACGCCCAGCGGCGAGUUCCUGGUGCGGAGGUUUCUGGGGAGCUGCAAGCUGCAGGUGCUCUUCGACUUCGUGGCUUCCAAGGGCUACCCCUCGGACGAGUUCAAGGUCCUCACUACCUUCCCCCGCAGAAAUAUCACGCAGCUGGACCCAGCGUCGACCCUGCUGGAGGCCAAGCUCUUUCCCCAGGAGACGCUCUUCCUGGAGGCGCGGGAGUAGCACUGCCCCCCGCUGGAGAGGAGGACAACCCAAGCAUGGUCCCACCGUGUCCAGAGACCACCCUCAGACUCUCUCACACACACACACACACACACACACAAACACACUUUUAAAACAUGGACGGACACAGAUACACAGAUAUACGCACACACACACUCUCACUCAGACACAUACACACGCCCCUGUGGAUUGUACAUGAAUGCGGAGUGUACAAGUUGGCACGCAGGAGCUCCUCACAAGCACACAGUGAAGACAAAACAUAAAACACACACACACACACACACACACACACACACACACCACUCACCGUACACGAUUUUUGCCGUGUUUUCUUUUUCUUCUUUUGUCAGCCCACAUUUUUGAAAUGUAAAAAAAAAAUGAUAAUAAUAAAAAAGAAAAACAUACAAACAAUAACUAAAACCACGGUGCAGAGUUGGUAGAUCAGCAUUCUGUACAAGUACUUCCCACUAAAGGCUGCUUCACGGACUCCUCAUUUUUUAUUUUAUUUUUUUCAAAACAAAAUCGGUUCUCGGAACCGAGAUGUUUUACCAGGAGAACGCUGGACACACUCUCCGGUUUCAUUGAACCCUUUGUCCCCUACUCUUCUUCUUCAUCAUCAUCAUCACCAUCUUCUUCCCAUGGUCUCUUCUUGAUUUUCCACCCUGUUCCUUUUUAAGUUUGCUGUAUUAGUUUUAGUUUGAUAUACAUUAUAUAAAAAUAUAUAUGAACAUGCA
Alosa alosa (allis shad) is the source of this 3139-nucleotide messenger RNA. RefSeq names its product Fas (TNFRSF6) associated factor 1 (gene faf1). NCBI's taxonomy places the organism in Eukaryota, Metazoa, Chordata, Actinopteri, Clupeiformes, Clupeidae. The transcript is spliced from 19 exons. Bases 315 to 2405 code for a protein of 696 amino acids. The record is from RefSeq and is a predicted model, not a curated record. Gene Ontology annotation, molecular function: ubiquitin binding; NF-kappaB binding. Gene Ontology annotation, cellular component: nucleus; endoplasmic reticulum.